AUGCUUCGUCUAGCUUUUAAGCAAUUAUCACGACAAUCUUUCUCAUAAAAAAUGAAAAUUUAUGAACUAUUAUUUGAAAGAGGUUUAAAAUUCUUUAAUCAAAGUACCUAAACAAAUUUAAUUCUCUAGAUUAAUAUCAAAGUGCAAUAGAUUAAUUUGAGAUAUGUAUGUCAGUAUUUGUAGAAGUCAAACAAUCAAAACGAUGGGAGGAAACAAAAUUUGAAGAUUUGAGUAGUAAACAUCACCCUGAACAAUAAUAAAUAAAUGGUACAUAUUAUUAAUUAAGUUUGUUUUUAAGACCUUUGGAAGAAAUUAUUCGAAUUAAUGGGUAAAUGUUAUUAUGUUUUGCAUGAAUAAGCAGCUUGUACUAAGAUGUGUGAUUAUUGGUAAUAAUUGAAUCCUUUAUGUGCAGGGGCUUUUAUUUUAAGAGCAAAAGUACUAAACAUUUAGAUAAAUUAGUCUCGGUUUUUAUCGGAGUAACUUACAUAAUUAGAUUGCUAAAUGAUUUAUAAAGAUUUAAAUUUCGCACAGAAAUUGGAUCCUAAUAAUGAAGGCAUAGCAAAAGUCUACGAUAUGAUAAAGGCUAAAUAAUAAAAGUUUAAAGAAUAUGACAAUGACAAAGAAUUAUAUUCUGAAUAUUUAGAUGAAACUUCUCAAUAUAAUAUUGAUGAAGAAGAAGAAGAAGAUGAAUUACCUUAAGAUUUUAUGGCCUAAUUGGCAUAUUAAGAUAAUGACUAAGAACUUAGUUAUGAAUAAGAUCCUAAGAAACCUAUUCCUAUUGAAGUGUAAGAAUUAGGACGAUUUAUUGAAACUAGAGGAAUGGACAUGGUGAAAACAUAUUAACAUAACGGCUAGUUGAGAGAAGCAGAAGACUUAAGAGAUAAACUUUAAAAGGCAUUGAUUGCUAAGAAAUAAUUGGAGAAGAUCUCAUAAUUAGAUUUUAACAGGCCUAAAAAAGUAAAGAUUACAUCAAUUUAAGAAAUUAUAUUAAUUUGCUCAAAACUUUGGUAUAGAUUUACUGGAUCCCUAAGUGUAGAAUGAGUUUAAAAAAAUUUAAGAACAAAACUUGGAAGACAUUCGACAAUGGCUUAAAUAGAAUUAAUGGAAUUAUGUUGAUAAAGCUACUUAGAUUUAAUAGUAAGAAAAAGCUCGAUAAGAGUUAGCUAAACUAUAAUUUAAAAGGAAAAUUAUCCCUUAAAAAGUAAUUCAACAUAUAUAAAUAAUCUCAGCAUGCUAAACAUAAAUUUUUCAAAAAAGCAUAGAUUGGCAUAUCAAUUCAACCAAGUAGCUCUAAUCCCUCUAUAAUCAAUACAAAUCUUUAAGCUUUUGAAUAAAAUAAUUCUGCUUUCAAUAAUUAAAGUAUUUAUUUAGCAAACUUAAUUAGCUUCAACUCAAGAAGAAUAGACAUCUAAUCUAAAUUGUAUCAUUAAUUUCUCUAUUCUAUUACUUACAGCCAUCACAAUCAUAUCAACAUUAUAUUAUUAAUUCAUAGGAUGA
Paramecium sonneborni is the source of this 1497-nucleotide messenger RNA. NCBI's taxonomy places the organism in Eukaryota, Ciliophora, Oligohymenophorea, Peniculida, Parameciidae. The record is from the annotation of a GenBank genome assembly.